Molecule: messenger RNA, 1336 nt
Organism: Bursaphelenchus xylophilus (pine wood nematode)
Lineage: Eukaryota; Metazoa; Nematoda; Chromadorea; Rhabditida; Aphelenchoididae
Source: the annotation of a GenBank genome assembly
AUGAAAGUCCAGUCGAACCUGGCCUUGCCGGCGAACUACCAACCCAUUCCUAGCGGAUUAUGUUGUAUGAAUUUUAUGAGCGUAAAGGUGAGUGCCAGGUGAUGCCAGGGUUUUUGGUAAAGAAAGCAUAAAUCAUAGAAAGUUGUACAGUAGAUAGUAGCCAAGAAAAGUAUUUUUGGAAAAAUUGGAAAAGACGGUAUACAAGUUUUUGCGGUAAUUACAGAAUUCUCAUGAGGCUCAGACGGUUUGGCAUUUCGGAGUUUUCCGGGAGUUGUGGGAGUAUUCUCGCAAUACCAAUAAUAUUCCUCAAGUGUUUUUGACAGGUUUUGGUGAAAUUGUGUUUGACGAAAGAGUGGAAAACGAAAGCUUACUGGUACAGGAAUAAGCGAUCGUUGUCCAAGCAAAAUUGAUGCCAAGUUGGGAACCUAGGGGUUUGCUUCAAAACCUAAGCAGCGAUAAAAUAUAAUACACUGGCACAAUAUUAGAAGUCAUCGCAAGUUAAUCCUUUAUCUCAAACCCGCAAAAAUGUGCAAUCGGCUAAAGGAAUUAUUUUCAGACCGGUGUUUACAUUGUUGUGUACAUCGAUCUCAUGGGUCUGACGGCACAACUCGCUUAUGUUGCGGCCAGAAUGAUGAUCUACUGCUGCACAACAUGGACCUUUCUUAUUGCACUGUCGUCCGCCGUCCAGCUGGUUGUCUGUUAUCUUCUCUUUCACGGUGUAAAGUACAAUCGACCAGUGUUUUUAGCACUCUACCUUAGUGUUGGCAUAAUUUUGCGGGGGUUUCUGGCGUUCUUUGCCCUUGCGAUCGUCGCUUUUGCGAGCUUCUUUGAUUCUGUUCGUAAGUUUUGUUCGGAUGAGGGCUGACUUUUCUUUAGACGAGAGUGUGCUUGCCCAAAAUGGAAUCACCCGCUGUGUCAUGUUGGCCGCAGUCUUGAUGAUUCUAAUUGGCAGUGGAGUGGUUGUUUACCGGUGCUUGGUCUACAUCCGGGACAUACAAGAGUUUUACAAGAACAGCAAGAAGGACUUUUCAUUGUGCCCUCAUACAGUAAGUACCAUUAUAUUUGUGAUUGAUUCCUCUUUUUUUCAUAUUCAAACAGUUUUUGUCGGAUUGAUUGAGCUACGCAGGUUGCAGAAAAAAUUUAAAUUGCAACUUUUCAGGAUUAUAUAUGCCGACAAAAUGCCGGAUUGCUGCCAAAUGAUCACAAUGAUAUGGUUUACCGCAAUAGCGACAAGUUGGCCAGGUGUCAAUUUCACCCCAUUGAAAACAUUGUUGGCAUUGAUAAGCACGGCCACUCGGCAAUUUAUCAUUUAGAAGACCGUCCAACAGAUGUGUAA